GUUGUCUGCUUGUUUUUUCUUUUAAAUAAAGUUUUUUCAAUUUAAACAAGAUGGUGGCACCCGGUAGCUCGUUCAUGUGUUUGGAUGCAUGGUAAAGAUAUUUUCACGUUGAGGAAAUUCUAAUAAAAAUACACUCUUUUCUGCGGUAACGAACAGUGAAGAAAUGUCUACGCCAGGCAAGUCAGGCAGCAAAAAGGCCAAAAUAAAAGCUAUUCCACCCAAAACCUCCUUCUCCUGCCCUUUCACACAGCAUUGGAGACCACUUCCUCAACAAGACACACAUUUCAUCCUGGCUACCUUAAAAGAAAAACUAACUUCAAUGGGUUUAGAAAAGAAAGAGCCAAAAGUGUUUCGCCAAUGGAAGAAAAAAAGCAGAGGUAAAACUCCCUCAUCUAGGUCAGAUCCUGUCCCAAAGGCGAGCCAAGACCUGGAUAAGAAGGAUUCUCCUAAGGGUGGCUGGACAGAUGUAGUGGCGAGAAGACAACUAGCUGUGGGCAUCAAUGAGGUUACCAAAGCUCUGGAGAGGAACCAACUCAAACUGGUUUUAGUGUGCAAGUCUGUCAAGCCAAAGCACAUGACUCAUCACCUGAUAGCGCUGAGCGCCACAAGAGAAAUCCCUGCCUGCCAGGUGCCCCGGCUAAGCGAGAGUGUGGCACAACAGCUGGGCCUGAAGAGUGUCCUAGCAUUGGGGUUCAGGAGUGAAGGUUUUACUGACACCGUGGAGGCCAUCAUACCCAAGGUUCCCUCAAUCAAUGUUGCCUGGCUACAAGGUGAGACUGCGAGUGUGGCAUCACAACCGGAGAGAAGCAAGAGAGCGAGCCAGAAAAGAAAACUGGACCCUGAAUGUGAAGAGUCUGCCUCAUCCUUCACACUGCACCCACUUACAGUGAAAAGAAUAGUUCCCAACCCUGCAAAAAAGAGAAAGCUGAAAGCAAAGCAAGGCAAAUAAAUUCCUAUAAGUUUGUUUGUCGCCAUUUUACCGUAUGUGUCAGGGUAGAAGUCUUUUUCGUUAGCCCACACAAGUAAGGUGGAAAAAUACUACUUUUGAUACUUUAAUCAAAAGCAGAACGUUGCUUGUGUGUUGUGUUUGUGUCAAUAAUACGGGAGAGCAGCAGGUGUGUUAGAAGGUGGAAAAAUGCCAGCACUGUCAGGAGAGCAGCAGGUGUGUUGGAAGGUGGAACAAUGCCAGCACUGUGUGAAAGGAGUAUUUCUCCAAAAGGUUGAAGAUUGCAGAGUCAACAUUGUCCUCUCCAUCCAGUUUUGGUGCCAUUCAUACUUAACAGUAACAGGAAUAGAGACCGCACAAACAUAGUAUGGUGGAAAAAUACAUACGUAUUUGGAUUCUGCAUUCAAAGGCAGAAAAAUAGCAAGUUUCAAUGCAGGGAUCGUGAGCUACCACCAAUGGGUCAAAUACAAUUUGCUUCAAUUUUUAUAUUUAUAACUGUUAAAUUCAGAGGUUAAACAGAUAAUUUCCAAUGUUAUUUUUUCAUUUGAAACCCCAACAAAGAAGUUAAGUUAAAGUUAAAGUACCAAUGAUUUGUGGUAUGACUUUAAAGUAUGAGUGGCAAUGAUGUAUUUUGCGAUUUUCAAGCAACACCAAAACUUUUCUGUGACGGGUAACAUGUAAAAAAAAAUGCUCCUUGAUGAUUUUGUAAAGUGAAUUUAUUCAAAUGUCCAUGCUGGUAUAGGCGGUGUGUGCGUUGAAACAGAUUAUUUGCAUGGGCUCAUGUUGUGUAAAUGAUGCUGGUACAAGUCCUUCCAUCUUUCUCACAUCUUACAAUGGAUUUGAAUAAAAAUAUUGGCCUUCAGUUUGAUAAAGCUGU
Molecule: messenger RNA, 1823 nt
Organism: Entelurus aequoreus (snake pipefish)
Lineage: Eukaryota; Metazoa; Chordata; Actinopteri; Syngnathiformes; Syngnathidae
Gene: rpp38
Product: ribonuclease P/MRP 38 subunit
Exons: 2
Coding region: 164-949 (261 amino acids)
Biological process (GO): tRNA 5'-leader removal
Cellular component (GO): nucleolar ribonuclease P complex; ribonuclease MRP complex; fibrillar center
Molecular function (GO): ribonuclease P activity; ribonuclease P RNA binding
Source: RefSeq, a predicted model, not a curated record